AUGGCCUUCGAUCAGGACAAUUUGCGAUCGCGCUUCUGUCAUGCGCUUUCAGAAAUGUACAAGAGCGAAGUUCCUCUCUACGGCGACCUAAUCGAUGUAGUCUGGGAAGCAGACGCGAAAACAGUUCAAAAUAGCCAGAAUAUCGAGGGGGAUCGCGUUAUAAAUCCAGAUGAUAUUUUGCCCGCCCGGCAUCGGGUUGAAAGACAUGGAGCCAUCCGACUAGGGACAGCACAUGAACUGGCUACAGUUCGUCGCAUGUUUGCUGUGAUGGGCAUGCACCCUGUGGGCUACUACGACCUCAGCGUCGCUGGAUUCCCCAUGCACGCUACCGCCUUCCGACCAAAUACCCAAGAGGCACUCGAGAAGAACCCAUUUCGAGUGUUCACGACAGUCUUGCGGAUGGAGCUUUUAACAGAAAGGACUCGAGAACUAGCUCAGAAAGCGCUAGAGCAAAGAAACAUCUUCACGCCCAGACUUCUUGCUCUAUUGGAUAUAGCAGAGAGCCAGGGCUUUUUGACACCGGAUCAAUGCACAGAGCUCAUCAGUAAUGGUCUUGAGACAUUCCGGUGGCACUCAAAAGCAACAGUCACCCUUCAAGAAUACGAGCAUCUCAAAGCUGAGCAUCCUCUGAUUGCGGACAUUGUCUCUUUCCCCAGUUCUCAUAUCAACCACUUAACGCCCCGAACGAUUGAUAUCGAUCUUGUACAACAAUUGAUGUUGGAUCAUGGAAUGCCUGCUAAGGAUCGUAUUGAGGGGCCACCAAAACGAUUAUGCCCAAUUCUUCUACGUCAGACAAGCUUCAAGGCUCUAGAGGAAACCGUAUAUUUCAGGGAUCCGUCUGGAUCCUAUGUGAAGGGCUCCCACACAGCACGCUUUGGUGAAGUGGAGCAACGAGGCUACGCUUUGACCCGGGAAGGUCGCCAGCUUUAUGAUCAAAUCUUGGAACGAGUCAAUGCAGAAGCUGCAAAGAAUGGCUUGAAAGGAAAGGCCUAUGACACGCUACUGGAAGAGCGCUUCAAAGAGUUCCCCGAUAGUCUGUCAGAUCUUCACGAUCAGAGACUGGGAUAUUUCACAUAUCGGUUGACACCACUGGGUGAUCAAUUAAUUAACGAACGCGUGGAAUUAUCGGAGGAGCAAUUGCCUCCAGUUUCACUUCAGGAUCUUCUCAACAAGGAGAUCCUGAGUUAUGAGGCUAUCACGUACGAAGACUUCCUUCCUUUGUCUGCGGGUGGAAUUUUCAAUUCCAACUUGGGUGGUGUCUCCCAGUCCAAGCAACUGAUAAUGGGCGCGGAUUCAGACCUCGAUGGUUUCCAGCGGCUCCUAGGGGCAUGUGUGGCGGAUGAGUUCCAUCUAUAUGCCGAGAUGCAACGGAAGUCAUUGGAAGUUUGCCGACAGAAACUGCGGGCGCUACACAGCAACUCCACGAGCAGCCAGACUCUAUAUGCAUUUAAUCCCACAGACAGACCGCUAGAGGUCUCAUUUAGCAAUGCUGUGCAUGCGCUUGGAACAUGGUGCCAGAAGGCAUCUGUAUCCCUCGGCAUGAGGCAGAUUGAUGGAUUUAACAUUGGUGGAUUGCUUGGCUCUGUAUUUGCGACCUUCACCAUCGACCCUCAAAACACGCAUCGCUCCAGCUUUGAGUCCGGCUUUAUUCAGGCCGUGUUGGACAAAGGCGUCGGGCCCACGGUGUACAAGAGUACCAUGGCACAAAAGAUCUUAUUUGAUGACGAUAAUAAGCGUGUAACAGGGGUCCAGGUAUCGACUGAAGGCACAUUUGGCACUCGACCAGUCAACUUUACACUCCACGCUCGCAACCGGGUCAUUCUAUCAGCCAGUGCCUUCCAGUCUCCUCAGCCACUGAUGAUCUCGGCCAUUGGGCCAUGCGGCAAUCUGCGUAGCCUUGGUAUUUCCUGCGUCAAGGACCUCCCAGGCGUGGGCCAAAACAUGCAAGGCCACCCAAUCUCCAGGGCUACACACCGCGUGAGCGUCCUCACAGCUUCAGCCUCGGCUAACAAAUGCAACUAUAGCAGCACUUGCUGGGAGAAAUUGCCUGACCCAUUCCGCUUAAACCUGACUCGCAAAUUUCGUCUCGCCUUAUCAAGUUUCCCAUUCGACUGGCCAGAAUUGGAAUGGUUACCAAUCAGUGCAUUCAACGGCUAUAAUCUCAACAAAGUCAUUGCCAAUGCAGAGGAUGGGCAUCAAUAUGCACCCCUUAGUGGAUCAUUGACUGCUCCUCUAUCUCGCGGCUCACUCCGUCUCGCUGGCCCUGGCAUGAAAACCCCACCCUUGAUCGAUCCGCAAUGGUUUGUAGAUCCAACUGAUAUGAAUCUAGCUAUUCAGGCUUUCAAGCGACAGCGGCAGAUUUGGGCGGAGUUGGCUAAGCUAGGCGUGGCCGAACAGGAAGAGUAUUUCCCAGGCUUCGAUGUUUCCACUGACGCUCAGAUUCUUAAGUUCAUUCAUCAGAGUAUGUCUACCAUUUACCAAGCGUCAGCAACGUGCUAUAUGGGACGUGAGAAUGACACGAUGGCUGUGAUUGACAACCAUGCCAAUGUGUAUGGUGUGCAGGGGUUGAACGUUGUGGAUGCCAGCAGUUUCCCAUUUCUACCGCGUGGUCAUCCACGAUCUGUUGUGUAUGCAUUCGCUGAGAAGAUUGCGGGUGAGAUAUUGAGCUUUGUUGAAUGA
Penicillium expansum is the source of this 2679-nucleotide messenger RNA. RefSeq lists its product as uncharacterized. The coding region runs from base 1 to 2679 and encodes 892 amino acids. NCBI's taxonomy places the organism in Eukaryota, Fungi, Ascomycota, Eurotiomycetes, Eurotiales, Aspergillaceae. The record is from RefSeq and is a predicted model, not a curated record. The transcript has 3 exons. Gene Ontology annotation, molecular function: oxidoreductase activity, acting on CH-OH group of donors; flavin adenine dinucleotide binding.